GGGCCAGGCUGGGCCAGCCGCAGCGGAGUGAUUGCGAAAGUCAGUUCCUUCCUCUCUUCUCUCGGAUCCCCACCCAGGCAGUUGCUUGAUGAGAGUCCCUAGGCUGCCUCCAUCUGCUGGAUACUGAGGCGGGCCUGAUGACAACGUGGUGUGCACAGGCCUCCACAGAAACAGAAACGUGUGCAUGUGGGAGAGCCCGCGUGGUGUGCGGCUGCCCGUGGCCAUGCUCUGCCCGGCUGUGCUGCUGUUGCUGCUCCUGACCAGGGGCAUGGAGACCUUCCGAAUCUGCGCCUUCAACACUCAUCGGCUGACGCUGGUCAAGAUCGCCCAGGUGGAGGUGAUGGACACCUUAGUUCGAAUUGUGGCCCGCUGUGACAUAAUGGUGCUGCAGGAGGUGGUGGACCCUUCUGACCAUGCUGUCGCCCUACUGCUGCGAGAACUCAACAGACUCGACGGCUCUGGGCCCUACAGCUCGCUGAGCAGCCAGCUGUUGGGGCGCAGCACCUACAUGGAGAAGUAUGUGUACAUCUAUCGGUCCCACAAGACACAGGUACUGGACUCCUACGUGUACCAUGACCAGGAUGACCUCUUCGCCCGGGAGCCCUUUGUGGCCCACUUCACUCUGCCCAGCAAGGUACUCCCCAGCCUGGUGCUGGUCCCGCUACACAGCACCCCGAAGGAUGUGGAGAAGGAGCUUACUGCCCUCUACGACGCGUUUCUGGAUGCCUCCCAGCACUGGCAGAACAAGGACGUGAUCCUGCUCGGAGACUUCAAUGCCGACUGUGCCUCGCUGGCCAAAAAGCGCCUUAGCAAGCUGCUCCUGCGAACAGAGCCUGGCUUCCACUGGGUGAUCGCCGACGGGGAAGACACCACGGUGCGGGCCAGCACCCACUGCACCUAUGACCGCAUCGUACUGCACGGGGAGCGCUGCCAGAGCCUGGUGCAGUCUGCCGCUGCCUUCGACUUUGCCAGCAACUUCCAGCUCACAGAGGAGGAGGCCCUGAAAAUCAGCGACCACUACCCUGUGGAGGUGGAGCUUAACCAGGCGGCGAGGCGCAUCCAGCCCCUGAGCCUGGCUGCUCUGCUGUUCUCACUGCUGCCCCCUGAGCUGGCCCGUGUGGCCUGACCU
This is a messenger RNA of Ochotona princeps (American pika), 1129 nucleotides long. RefSeq names its product deoxyribonuclease 1 like 1 (gene DNASE1L1). Gene Ontology annotation, cellular component: nucleus. NCBI's taxonomy places the organism in Eukaryota, Metazoa, Chordata, Mammalia, Lagomorpha, Ochotonidae. Gene Ontology annotation, molecular function: DNA nuclease activity. The record is from RefSeq and is a predicted model, not a curated record. The transcript has 8 exons. Bases 185 to 1126 code for a protein of 313 amino acids. Gene Ontology annotation, biological process: DNA catabolic process.